This is a messenger RNA of Pestalotiopsis fici W106-1, 1797 nucleotides long. RefSeq lists its product as uncharacterized. The record is from RefSeq and is a predicted model, not a curated record. Gene Ontology annotation, biological process: regulation of transcription by RNA polymerase II. Gene Ontology annotation, cellular component: piccolo histone acetyltransferase complex. Lineage: Eukaryota; Fungi; Ascomycota; Sordariomycetes; Amphisphaeriales; Sporocadaceae. The transcript has 2 exons. Bases 1 to 1797 code for a protein of 598 amino acids.
AUGUCGCUGCAACGAAAGGUCCGCAUAAAGAAGCUGAACUCAAAGACGGCUCUUCCAGUCCUCAUCGAGGGCCAAAUCAACCCAGAUGAAUAUGAAUCUCUAACUACCGAUAUUUCAUCUACUGCCGGCGUCGACCAAGGAGAGAGCAAUGAAGUUCAUUUGCAAGCUGCCAUCAAGGGCACUGGAACCACAAAGGAGGACAAUGAGAUUCCAGUGCCCCCGCCUCAGGAGAGCGAAGAGGUCAACUAUGAUGACAUAUAUCCUCGCGUCUACCCAGAACCCCGGAAUUAUAUCAAAUUCUCGGAGACUGUGGAGGAGACGCUAGGUUGUCUUUAUGACAUGACGACAGAGGAUGACGAAUAUUUGAAAACUUACAACGCAAAAAAGUCGCCAAAGGAGCAACUAUCAGAAGAUGACUUUGAGCGCAUCAUGGAGCUCUUUGAGCAAACGGCUGCGGGGGAAGCCCCUUUCGCAGCCGUAGACAACACCGUCGUUCCGUAUGAGACCAUGGUCAUGCACAUGCUACAUACGCCUGUUCACAAGCUUCAGACUCAUGCCAAGGUGGUAUACGAGCACUGGAAAGGGUUGCGCCAGGACAAGGGCAAACUGCAUCCCUCUCUCAAGUUUGAAACUCAUUCCGAACAGGACGACUUGGAUCCCUACGUCUGUUUCCGAAGACGCGAAGUCCGCCAGACAAGGAAAACCAGACAGCGGGAUGUCCAGGUUGCAGACAAGCUCAAGAAAUUGCGCAGGGAGCUCGAGGAUGCUCGGCUACUCGUAAUGAUGUCUCAACAUCGUGAGGCUUUGAAACAAGAGCUCUUGUCUUUGGAUAAAAAGUUGUUUGAGCAUCGUGCCAUUUUUAAGGAGAAGAAGAACCGGCUCGGCAUUCCCAAAAACGAGGACGAGGAUCUACUCAUCAAUUCAAAGCCAACGACAGCACAGAAGCGCAAGGCCCAAGAGGUCCAACCGCCCGUCCGUGCUGCACAGAACACACAGUCACGCCUCGUGGUUCGCGUGGACGGCAGGCCCACCGAGCAGGAUUUGCCCUUGCUGUCUGAAAAGAUUGAGGAGAAAUGGGCUGAACUGCGUCGUGACGUUGAGCACAAGGCGACGACACACAAUAUGUGGAAUCGUGACUAUAUCGAUCUCACAGACAAGCCACUGCCUCCUGUCAAAAGAGAGCAAGAGCAGAGCUUUAGGCCAGCGAAGCCAACGUUUCUUCCCACUCCGCCGUCUAGUGAGUCGGAUCAAAUGGAGUUGGAUGUUGAGGAAUGUGAGACCUCUUUCACGGGAGCACUGUCCUCGCAACUUGAGCAGUUUGGUAUCGGUCAUCCAUCACCACUGUUUGAUGAACAACCCACUUUUAGCUUUCGCCGUCGUCAAGGAAGGGGUGGUCGGCUCUGGGUUGACCGUCGAAGGAUCGAUCGUCGGGAUCCAGCCACGCGCCUGGCUAGUCCUCCAAGUGAUAUGGAUGUCGAUGAAGCCCGUCAGUUCGACCGUGCAAAGUAUGACCAGGACAGCGAUAGUGAAGACGAUCAGGUCUACCACAUCGACCCAUAUGAUCAACGGGCGCUUAAAUUUCGCGCGCUGAUACCGCCGCCUGUUCCCACAGCACCUCGAGGAUACUAUCGGCAAUUGCCCGAAGGCGCCAAUGGCGCACCGAAUCGUCCGACUCCAUCUCAGCCGUCUUCGGCAGCUCCAACGCAGACACAAACGCCGCAAGCACAAGCACAAGUGCAGGCGCAGCCCCAAGUCCAAGCUCAAGCUCAGUCACAACCACAAUCCGCGGCAUCUUAG